This is a messenger RNA of Salvia hispanica, 1523 nucleotides long. RefSeq names its product putative anion transporter 5. NCBI's taxonomy places the organism in Eukaryota, Viridiplantae, Streptophyta, Magnoliopsida, Lamiales, Lamiaceae. Gene Ontology annotation, molecular function: transmembrane transporter activity. The record is from RefSeq and is a predicted model, not a curated record. Gene Ontology annotation, biological process: transmembrane transport.
UUUCGGUCUAAUAAAUCUUGAUUCCGUCAAUAUAGCUCAUCUCUGCUAAAAUAACCCCCUUUUCUGGGUCAAAAAUCUCAUCUUUAUCGAUUUGGAGGGAGCCCUUUUCACUCCUGAGGAGGGCUUCUUCUUCAUCCUCUUCUAUUGGUUUUCAAGAAAGAGGUGGGAGAGAAUGAAGAUGGCAUAUCUACCUAAGCGCUACACCAUUGUCAUCCUCACCUUCAUCUGCACCUGCGUCUGCUACAUCGAACGGGUCGGCUUCUCCAUCGCCUACACCGCGGCUGCUGAUGCUUCCGGGGUGACCCAGUCGAGCAAGGGCGUCAUCCUCUCGACGUUCUACUACGGCUACGCCUGCUCCCAAGUCCCGGGAGGCUGGGCCGCGCAGCGGAUCGGGGGCAGGCGCGUCCUCCUCCUCUCCUUCAUCCUCUGGUCCCUCACCUGCGCCUUCGUCCCGCUCGACCCGAACCGGGCCACGCUCAUGGUCCUCGCCCGCCUCCUCGUCGGCGUGGCCCAGGGCUUCAUCUUCCCUUCCAUCCACACGGUCCUGGCGCAGUGGGUCCCGCCGCACGAGAGGUCGAGGUCCGUCUCGCUCACGACCUCGGGCAUGUACUUCGGCGCGGCCCUGGGGACGCUCGUCCUCCCGACGAUCGUCAAGCUCCGGGGCCCGCAGUCCGUGUUCGUCAGCGAGGCUGCCCUGGGCGGGAUGUGGUCGCUGCUGUGGUUCGCGUACGCCGCGGACCCGCCGCGCUCCGAUCACCCGAAGGCGGCCGCUGCCGGCUUCGGCGGAGAGUCGUCGUCGUCGUCGCUCCCGACCAAGCUAGUCGACUCGAGCCGAGCCCCGAGGAUCCCGUGGAAGAAGAUCAUGCUCAGCUUGCCCAUCUGGGCUAUUGUGGUGAACAAUUUCACAUUCCACUAUGCUCUCUAUGUGCUCAUGAAUUGGCUCCCCACCUAUUUUGAACUAGGUCUACAGCAUAGCCUUCAAGAAAUGGGCUCAUCAAAGAUGCUGCCUUAUCUCAACAUGUUCCUCUUCUCAAACAUAGGUGGAGUGGCUGCUGAUAAGCUGAUCACCAGCAGGACUCUGUCGGUGACGGCGACGAGGAAGGUUCUGAACACGGUGGGGUUCGCAGUGGCCUCGGUCGCGCUGGUAGCGCUUCCCCUGUUCAGGACGCCCGACGGAGUCGUGUUCUGCUCGUCGGUCGCUCUAGGGUUCUUGGCGCUGGGGAGGGCCGGAUUUGCCGUGAAUCACAUGGAUGUGGCUCCGAGGUAUGCUGGGAUCGUGAUGGGGAUAUCGAACACGGCCGGGACGUUGGCCGGGAUUGUCGGGGUCGACCUGACCGGACGACUCCUCGAAGCGGCCAAGGCGGCCGACCUCGAUCUCACAGCACCGGAGAGCUGGAGAGCGGUUUUCGCUAUCCCUGGUUUACUCUGUGUGUUUAGUUCUCUCGUGUUUCUUUUACUAUCCACUGGAGAGAGGAUAUUCGACUGAGGCUCAUUCAUUACUAAUGCAGAAUUCUUUUUCAUUA